Molecule: messenger RNA, 1324 nt
Organism: Polychytrium aggregatum
Lineage: Eukaryota; Fungi; Chytridiomycota; Chytridiomycetes; Polychytriales
Exons: 1
Coding region: 72-992 (306 amino acids)
Source: RefSeq, a predicted model, not a curated record
CAGAACCCUCGCCCACUGGCUUGACCCCAGAGCAAAAAUCCGAAAUCAAAAGGCAAAAGCAGAAAGCCAAGAUGGAGGAGAUGCAGAAGCUCCUGAGCGCCAUCGAGAGCGCCUCUCUGACCAACCGAUCGGUUGCCCACCCGGCCCCUGCGGCAGCAGCACCACAUCGAAGACUGCUGGACGCGGACGACACCCACCACAACCCGCCCCAGAUGACGAAUCCGGUCGUGGGCCUGCAACUGGCGGAUCUCUCGGCCGGUGUUCCGAUGCGACAUAGCCAAUCAAUGUACAGCCGCCAGCCCGUCAAUGCGCGACCGAGCAGGCCGAACUUGCCCGAAAAGAUCCGCACACAGUCGCUGCAAACGAGCAAUCUUGACCAGGAUCACAAAAUCAUGUCUCCCAAGAGCCCGACAGCCACCAGUCGUGUCUCGAGUCUCUUCGUGAACAUGACGACAGGGCGGCACGCGCCUUCGAGCCCGCACCCAACACUCACUCGGGCUGCCACCGUGAUCCCCUCGACGCCGACGACACCUCAAGUCGUGGGCUUCGAAAGUAUCCCGCAGGUCCUGCAGACCUCACUGCCAACCAAGCUCUCGUUUCAUUCAGCCUUGGCUGGCAGGAGCGCUGCCGCUCCGGCGAUGGCCAUCCGCCAGCCGACAUCCUCGUCGGAGCUCCUACCGAACCCGCACUCCCAUGCAAUCUCUGCCUCGGCCCCGAACCCUCGGCCAGUCCACCCGGACACUCCCCGGGCCGCCUCUCUCCACAUUGCCGAGAGCAACGAUCAGCUUCGGAUCAUCUCUCCCAAGUGGCUUCGAUGGCUACCAGGCAAACUUGACGAGUCUAUGCUCGUCGACCCCUCCCAAGGCUCGUUUGUCGAUUCGCAAGUGCCCCUGUCGCCCACAGUCGAUCAUCAUCUCGACGACGAAGACCCUGUCCAGCUCGAGAAGGAACGGGUCAAGCAAUGGCAUCAGCAGUACACAGACGAGACGUGAUAUCCCCUGUGUUGUGUGCGCCUUUUGCAAGGGCCCCCCCUGUUCACCCCUCCAGCUCCAACAUGGCUCGCUACUACUCCGUAGGGCCGAUCUCUCUAUAUUGUUCUUGUCCCUCCAACCCGUCUUUUUUUGGCCGUCGUUUGUUUUGAUAUUUACCUGCUGUCUAUUGCACUGAUACCUCGGCUAUAAUCUGGCAGUCGAGCAUAUGGCCUUGGUUCGCCUUUCAACGUCUCUCUAUUUUUACUUUACUUUACUUUCCCAUUCCGUAUGCUCUAUAGAGCGCCCCGUUAUGAUACAGCCCGUCCCCUAAGAAAAAACACGAGACAUCUGGA